ACUCACACUCAAUUCAUGGGAGCUGAUACGGUGCUCCGCUGGCCAACCCAUCGGAGAACCCUGUUCCGCUGCCUUAUCCACCGGGGACUGCACAUGUUUCCCCUUUUUAUUCGUUGCUCCAGUGGGCUCGGCACUAGUCUGCUAUAUUGUGCUUUACACUACCGGCGUUUGGGAUCGAUCUCCCAAUCUUGAACCUCUGUGGGAGUACAGUACCGUGCGAGCACUCUAUUCACCCAUGAACUGCGGAAUUGUGAUGCAUGUACUCGUACUUGUAUCAUACGAGGGUCAUACUGUACAAGCAUCGCCACCGAUCAGAGAGAGUAUGGCAUGCAAGGAAAUAUAUUGCCUUCGCCUUUGAAGGACCCAAAGCUCUUUUCCUAAACCCAAUGCACAAUGCUGUAGUGGCAGGGUUACCGCUGCUAUGGUGACAGAGGAAUUGGGUUUGCAGGUAACCCCUGCUUAGUCUGCAUAAUCUGAGUCGGAGGCCUUUUGCUAAGAGCGCAUUGGGAGGGUAUAUAUCAUGAUGUCGGGCUCCCACAGGCCUCAGGAGCGACGGCUGAUCCUUGCCGAUCUCACCUUUGGGCUCUGCUGGGGUCGUUCAUCAUCUCACUUUUACGGUAUUGAAUAUUGGUGCUUCGGAGGGCCCUGACCUUUUUCGCUGCCUGGGAUGAAUUAGUGCCUAUAAAGUCGUUGCGACCGUCAGGCGCAGGAUUUGUUACAAAAAUUUGGGCUAUACAUCUUUGAGCCACCCUCUAACAUCUGGAAUUCCUCUGGAUUCCACCGCUUUUCCAGUUGGGCAGACCGGCUCCAGGCCAGUUCUUGUCAUGUUGGGGUGCAUACUCUAGCAAUCCACAUUCAGAACAUUAUUGACACACCCCAAGACUCAUGACAACUGCCAACCAGAUUCUAGCGGGAAAGGCCGUUCAUAGCCAUGGAGAUUGGAAUAUUGUCAACAACCCGACACCCCGCUGGAUUUGAUAGGCCACACAAUUGUACGCUACUAAACAUUCACACCUUCGUAUCAACCUUUAUUCUCAUCCGGUUCAUUCAAAAUUUAUAAACUAAAACUGGGCAAACACUACUCGUGGGGGCCGAAAGCCAUAGCUAAAAAGCUGUCACAAUGCUUAGUGAAAAUUACCGCUAAUCCCCCCGGAAUAAUACUCACCAAUCCAUAGAAUUGGGCUAGGACAAUCGAGUGACUAUCAACCGCAAAUUACUACCAGUUAGUACGAUUUUCGUUACUUUCAAAACGUUCAAGAAUCUCCACACGCGGCUUCCCAUGUCACCACUUUUCCGAUCUGGGGGGAGGGUGUGUAUGAGUACCGGUAGGAUAUCGGGGAUAAUAUCCUCGCUUAUAAAUUUAAGGGGGAGCUUCUGCGAGGGAUUUUUGCUGGUCAUAAGGUUCAGUACUCCAAACAAACCGGUUCUUGCUUUCAGCAUAACUGCUAGAGGGACAGCUUGUCAGAACUAACUACGCCUGGGGGGUGCUAUAGAAGCCACCGCCUACUGUUGGUGGCACGUACGGGCUUUCCGAUUGAACCAGUAUUUUGGAAAGUAAGGGCACUCAGUUUUUGGUUCUCACAUUGCUCGAGUCCGGGGCCAGAAUCAAACUAAUGCUAAUUCUUCGACUAGGGGUCCUGAUUGCUGAUGCCGGAAUCGGUAUUCCUGAUGUUGUCAGCUGCCGUUAGAAAUUGCACUUCUCCAUUCUCCAUCCAUGGCUGGCCCGAUAUUUUGAUUGGCGACUUCCACCCUUUUACCGUCCUGGUCCCUCAUUGGAAUUUUGCGCUCAAACCUUCAAUACUGGCACCUUCACUCGGCUCGGAGAUAGCCUCUUGCGUUUGCGAGCUCCGGUCGGUGAACUCCCUUUCACCUACUGUAGCAAUUAAGUAACCAUAGCCAUGAAGAAUCCCUUCUCAUAAUAUCUUCUUACCAUCCUCCACAUUGGAAUUGCCACCUUUAGCAGUUCCCGCCACCCCUCUAUCACCCUCGCAAACUCUCUUCCACUUAGCGGCCCUCGCCUCUCCCUUGGCGGCUUUCUCAACGUUUUCUCUGGUCGCAAUUCCGAAACCCUUUGGACUCCUUCUCGGUUCCCCCUGGUUUCCCUCCUGCCAACGCCUGUUUCCUUUUCUUUGAAGCUCUCUCUUACUUCUCAACGAUCCAUUCCAAAGUCAUUGGGGUGUGUGUAUCGACUUCCUCAUAGAAGUAAGAGGGGUUCCUUCUCGAGUUGGAUACGUCGCUUGUGCUCGGUUCGUGGCGUCCCCGGCGUUCUCCGAGGCGGGUGCGAGGGGUCUCCAGAACUAGGAAUGAGGGGGUCAGAUUCACUCCCGGAUGCAGUGUUAUUGGAUGAGUGUGGUUGUACUUUCUCCCUGGAUCCUCCUCCUCCAUUCGGUGUUUCCUUAGCGGAAGAAUUGUAGAAUACAGUAAGAGAUGGGAUAAGAGGUAUGUUUGGAUGAAGGAGGGAGGGAAGGGAGGGCCCCGUUGCAAUCUGGAUGUAUAGGAGUGGAAAAAUGUCAGAGGGGACGCGUGCGCAGCUGGCGCAGGAAGUGGGCGUUUGAGGACCUUGUAUACGUAGGCGAUUUGAAGUUGUGAAUGAUUUGUGGUGCCUAG
Molecule: messenger RNA, 2607 nt
Organism: Tuber aestivum (summer truffle)
Lineage: Eukaryota; Fungi; Ascomycota; Pezizomycetes; Pezizales; Tuberaceae
Source: the annotation of a GenBank genome assembly